AUGACAGUUGAAUCGUCGGUAUCUGAACAGCAACGUGCCAUUGUCGAACUUUAUCUCCAUUCGAAAUGGAUUAAAGGAAGUAUAGCACUUGAAGAUGACAAUUUAUUGAUCGAAUAUGCUAACAAUAAACGUAAUCAACAAGUGUUAAUUGAUGAAUUGCAUAAUCAUACUAAUAUAUCUAAUACUCAUGAUACAUCAGAUACUGUUAACAACAAUCAAAAACGUUUAGUAAAAAUAGUUAAACCAGACAAUGUUGGACUUGGAAUCAGUAUCAAAGGUGGACGAGAAAAUCGAAUGCCUAUACUAAUUAGUAAAAUAUUUCCAAAUUUACCGGCUGCUCAAAGUGGACAACUUCACAUUGGUGAUGCUAUACUUUCAGUUAAUGGCAAAGAUUUACAACAUGUUUCUCAUGAAGAAGCUGUACAAAUAUUGAAAACAGCAGGAAGAGAAGUUGAAAUGGAAGUUCGAUAUCUACGAGAAGUGAAUAAUGCAAUUCAAAAGCAACAUCAACCAUCUGAAAAUAAUCUAAUUGGAUCCAACGGCAACCGCAAUAUUUCAGCUUUAACUCAUCAUUCAUCAAACGAUUCAAUUUUCUAUGAAACAAAACGAAUACCUCUUCGUUUAUGUUAUGUCUUUCGUCGUUCAUCAUCAGCUACUGAUAUUCUUGUUUUAUCAUCUUCAACAUUGCCUCCAACAACAGCAGCACCUCUAUUAACCAACAAUACAAAUGGUUCAGUGUUAGAUAUAGUUUUACCUCAUAUACAAACAUGUUAUAGUCUACGUUUUGUUGAUGAUAUGUAUGCUCGAAGAUGGUUUUAUAUACUUCAUUCAAAAAUGUCUCGUUACCUUUUGGAAGUUUUACCCGAGAUUGAAGAGCAUCUUAUUAUUACACGAAAUUCAAAUGGAAUAAAAGCGUUAGGAUGGUUAACCGAACUUGUUAAUCAUAAUGAAACAACAACAAUGAAAUCCUGGCGACCUGUUUUUCUUGUUUUAACAGAUUCCGAAUUAUGUUUUUUCUAUUCUUCACUUAUAUCAAGACAAACAUGUCGCGAAUUAGAAAUAGCCUAUCCUAUACUUUCGAGCAGAUUCAUUCAAUCUCAUUGUGAUUCAUCGAUUGAUAUUGAUACAUCAUUGUUGUUAUUUCGUACUGGAACAAAAUUUGGUAUUGUUACGCAUACAUUUCGAAGUCAAACAAAACUCGACUUAGAUUAUUGGAUUACAAGAACAAUUCAAUGUUUACAAAAUGCUGUUAUUCGAACAAAAGAAGUCAUUUUCCCUUGUAAAUGGAAUAAUCGCACAUGCAAAUUGUAUUUACAUUAUGAAAAUGGUUUCACAUUAUAUACGGAUCCAGCAAAUAGUUGUUCUCAAGUACGCUUACUGUGGCGAGAACCAUUCGAAAAACUUCGUCUAUCAUCGGAUGACAAUGAUCAUCUGCUUAUGUUAGAUUUUCACGGAGAAGAAGGUGUAAUGCAACUAUACUUUGGCACAUCACCCAAACCAUUUGUCUUCCACUUGCACGCAUUUUUAUCCACUAAAGCAUUACGCGCUGGUAUCAUCAGAUAA
Rotaria socialis is the source of this 1563-nucleotide messenger RNA. Lineage: Eukaryota; Metazoa; Rotifera; Eurotatoria; Philodinida; Philodinidae. The record is from the annotation of a GenBank genome assembly.